AUGAGCCCUGGCACAGAAGGCGAGGCUGGAGAUGCGGCGGGGUUGACCUACCCGUCUCCUGGAGCAGAAGGAAUGGAAUCGGGCCCGUUCUACCACAGCGCUCGCGAUGGUGCUCCCGAACAACGUGUUCAAGCCGAGCAACAGGAUGUCGAUGAGGUGCAAACGCAGGAGCAUGACCAGGCACAGAUUCUGGGCCAAGAUGAUGCGACAUCUCAGCAUCACGCAUCGAGGCCGGCAAAUCUAGAAGAGCUGCAGUUGGCCGCGCAAUUGGGCCAAGGGCUGGCUGGCACCUCUAUUCUCCCAGCGACCGAUCCGAACAUGACCGUCGAGGACCCCAGCAUGCGCAACAUCAUGCCACACCCAGAUGCCGAGCAGCACCACACACCAUCCUAUGUUCAGGAAGCUCCUCCGACCGACCCGAUGGCCCAACAUCAAAUGCCAGUAACGGCUGGACCUACUCUGCCCCCGCAAUAUGCCAUGGGAGAGGGGAUUCCUCCGCGCAAGAGAUCCAAGGUGUCGCGCGCGUGUGAUGAAUGUAGGAGAAAGAAGAUCAAAUGCGAUGCGCAGUCUGAUUCUGGAGAGACUCCAUGCUCCAGCUGCGCGCGGUCAUCCAUCAGAUGCUUGUUCAGUCGGGUGCCCCAAAAACGGGGCCCCAGUAAAGGCUAUAUCAAGGAACUCGCCGACAGAAUUCACAGCAUCGAAAACAAGUUGGAAUCUGAGGGCAAUCUCAGCCAAGACGACAUUGACAAAUUGUUUGCGACGGAUCGAUCAAGGCAUAGCAGCGGCCCCGAAGAUUCAACACGAAAGCGUCCCUUCUCAGCAGUGUCUCUGGGAGACCAUGCAGCACCAACCACCGUUCGCCAAGCACCCUGGGCAUCUCAGGCGCGUUCGCGUUCGAUCCAAUCGGCAUCCGGUCGAGGAGAAGGCCCCGAUCAAGAGAGCGGUAACAGUUCACUGGCACCGCAACCGACGCCAAUCAAGUCCGAUGAGACCCCGAGAACGCAACGUGCGGAUUCGGCAGAUGUACCCAUGAUGGAUGGGGAAGACGCCACUGCAGUAGAUGAGCAGGCCUUCCAGGACUUCCUCACCGCCGUUCAACCGCUCUACCCAGUGCUCCCGACCGACUUGGCCAGAGUCCAGUCACUGCUCUCACAGGCAAACGGACCGGUCCGAUCCGCAUUCUCCCUGGCGCUUUCUGGCAUUGGGCAGCCAUCGUCUGAGAACACCAAAAUUGCCAGUUCUCUGCUUCAUGAAUGGGAGAGUAGCGACGCCCCCAGCAGCCGAGCCACGGACAUUGUUCAUGCGCAGACGCUGCUGAUGUUGGUUAUUGAUGCAGAUUGGCGGGGAAAGUCGACUCUGCCUUUUCUGCUCUCUCGUGCCAUUGCUCUCGCCAACUUGAUGGAGUUGUGGAAAUCACCACUUGUCGACUCGACAACAGAACACGAUUCGCAUGACCAGCUAUGCGUUCGAAUAUGGUGGUCCUUGGUGCUGAUGGACAGGUGGCAUGCUGCAGGGACCGGACAGCCUACGCAAAUUCCUGACAGGAGUGCGAUCGUUCCGGCGUAUCUGGAGAACGUCAUCGGAGAGGUCCCAUUCCACCUUCUUCGCCUAUCCAAGCUUUUGAACCGAAUCUCGUUCGUCAUUGGAACGCUGCAGACUGGAUCGUAUACUGCCGAGGCCCCCAUGGCUGCCAUCUUGACCGACUACAUCGAGAAUUACCGAGAGGACUUGCCCGCCCAUAUUGACGCAGCAGCGUAUCCCAUGAUUCAUCUUGCUUACUGGCACUGCCGCCUGCUCGUCACCAUGCUCACGCCUGGCGCCACGCCGAAAGAGAUCAUCUGGCCAACAAAGGAGCUGGCCCACCUGCUGUCGGUCACGCCCGAGCUGAAGGGUCCGUUGUCGAUUCAUUUUGUCUCGCUUGCCACCAUGUCGCUGAGCAAGUUGGCCAAAACGGAAGCCACGCGAGAGGAUGCGGUGGACAUGAUCAAAGAAAUCAUAGACAGGCACAGCGGAGGUCAUUGGGAUGGUGUCAAGGACAAGCUUGCGGACGGGCUGAGACCGACGUCAUCCUCUGCGGCCGGAACGGCAGCCAGUCAAGGACUACAGCAUCUUGCAGACCUAGCAACAGCGCAUGAGGGUCUGGCAGCAGGAGAAGAGGUUCCAUUCGGAGCCGCCCUUGCGACCGGAUACCUCCAGGUUGCAUCAUGA
Molecule: messenger RNA, 2208 nt
Organism: Metarhizium album ARSEF 1941
Lineage: Eukaryota; Fungi; Ascomycota; Sordariomycetes; Hypocreales; Clavicipitaceae
Product: C6 finger domain-containing protein
Exons: 4
Coding region: 1-2208 (735 amino acids)
Biological process (GO): DNA-templated transcription
Cellular component (GO): nucleus
Molecular function (GO): DNA binding; DNA-binding transcription factor activity, RNA polymerase II-specific; zinc ion binding
Source: RefSeq, a predicted model, not a curated record